Messenger RNA from Boeremia exigua, 1878 nucleotides. RefSeq lists its product as uncharacterized. Lineage: Eukaryota; Fungi; Ascomycota; Dothideomycetes; Pleosporales; Didymellaceae. The record is from RefSeq and is a predicted model, not a curated record. The transcript is spliced from 2 exons. Gene Ontology annotation, biological process: secondary metabolic process. Gene Ontology annotation, molecular function: CoA-ligase activity. The coding region runs from base 120 to 1772 and encodes 550 amino acids.
AAACGAAAUCGUGCAUGGACAGUAAGAGAUCGGGUGCCUGAAACCAGUCCGUCGGGUCAAUUAAUCUAUGCUCGGGUGUUGUGGAUCUUGGACUUGCAAGACGUCAACUUGAUCGCAAUAUGGCCGCCAAAUCGCCAUUCCCAGAUGUUGAAAUUCCCAACGUGGAUCUCUGGGGUCUCAUAUUCGACCGCAAAGACCGCGAGUUUGCAGACGACAAAGUGCUCUACCGCGCCGUCGACUCAGACCGCAAGUACACCUUCGCAGAUGUCAAAGCACACGCAACCGCGUUCGGCGAGGGCCUCUGCAACCUCUGGGACUGGCAGCGCAACGAUGUCCUGGCCCUCUACACUCCAAACGAUGUCGACGUGCCCCCCAUCAUCUACGGAGCCUUCUUCGCCGGUGGCAUUGUCACGCCCGCCAACCCGGGCUACUCAGCGGACGAGCUGGCGUACCAGCUCGAGAAUGCAGGCGCAAAAGCACUCGUCACGACCAAGGCCUUCUUGAAGACCGCAUUGCAAGCCGCGACCAAGGUCGGCAUACCAGCCGACCGCGUGAUCCUCCUAGGCGCUGAAAAGGACGAAACCCACCGCGUCAAGCACUGGACCAACAUCCGCAAGACGUCCGGCGCGCUGCGGUUCCGCCGCAAGAAAGCGAAGCCCGAGGACCUGGCUUUCCUGGCAUACUCCAGCGGCACCACGGGGCUACCCAAAGGCGUGAUGCUCACGCACCGCAACAUCGUCGCAGACCUACUCCAAAUCAAAGGCUCCGUCGGGGGGUGGUAUUCGGCCACCGCCGACAAGUUCCUCGGCGUCUUACCGUUCUUUCAUAUCUACGGGCUGACGGGGCUGGUGCACCAGAUGCUGCACCGCGGGAUCGAGCUGGUGGUCAUGCCGGCGUUCGACAUGGAGACUUUCUUGCGGGCGAUCCAAGAGCACCGCAUCACGUUCAUCUAUGUGGCGCCGCCGGUCAUCGUCCGGCUCGCGAGGGACAAGAUGGUGGAUAAGUAUGAUUUGUCGUCUGUGAAGAUGAUUACGAGUGGCGCGGCGCCGCUCACAAAGGAGCUUGUUGAUGCGGUGUAUAAACGCCUCAAGAUCAAGAUCAAUCAGGCGUAUGGCCUGAGCGAAACGAGCCCGAUGACACACACUCAGCCCUGGGACGAAUGGUACACCUCAGUCGGCAGCGUCGGCAAACUCUUCGCCAACAUGAGCGCCAAAUACGUCUCAAGCAGCGGCACCGAACUGGGGCCCGGCGAAGAAGGCGAACUGUGGCUCUCGGGCCCCAAUAUCUUCGCCGGGUACUGGAAGAACGCGGCCGCGACCGCGGACGCGCUCACGCCCGAUGGCUACUUCAAGACCGGCGAUGUCGGGUUUCAGGACCAGCAGCACAACUUCUACAUCACCGACCGCGUCAAGGAACUCAUCAAGUACAAGGGCUUCCAGGUCGCGCCUGCGGAGCUCGAGGGGAAAUUGAUGGACAACGAGGGCGUGGAGGAUGUGGCUGUUAUCGGAGUGCAGGAUGAUCACAUGCACACGGAAGUGCCGCGGGCGUAUGUUGUUGCGGCGGGUGGGAAGGGGGAGCCGGGGGAGAACGAGGCAAAGGCGAUUGUGGAUUGGAUUGGGGGCAAGGUUGCGAAUCAUAAGAGGCUGAGAGGAGGGAUUGUUUUUAUUGCCGAGGUGCCGAAGAGUACGAGUGGGAAGAUUCUGAGGAGGCUGCUGAAGGAGAGGGCGAAGGAUGAUGUGCCGCUAGGGAUUAAGAGCCAGGCCAAGCUAUAGGGAAACAGCGUCUGUCUAUUAGCGUGUCAUUGCUCCACAGUACCAUUCGCGAUAGCAGAUUAGGAAGGUAUUUAUUGAGAGCGUGCUGUUGGCUGGUGCUCUACAA